This is a messenger RNA of Nicrophorus vespilloides, 601 nucleotides long. RefSeq names its product coiled-coil domain-containing protein 12. The coding region runs from base 110 to 550 and encodes 146 amino acids. Gene Ontology annotation, cellular component: post-mRNA release spliceosomal complex; U2-type spliceosomal complex. NCBI's taxonomy places the organism in Eukaryota, Metazoa, Arthropoda, Insecta, Coleoptera, Silphidae. The transcript has 2 exons. The record is from RefSeq and is a predicted model, not a curated record.
UUUGUUUACAUUUUAACUUGCUGUUGGGUGUCGCUGCGAUCGAGCACAAAAACAUACAUCGAGUGUUUUCCUCAAAGUUUGUUUUAGUUAGUUUAGAUUGAAUAAAAUAAUGACUAGCACGUUGGAAGAGCAGGCGUUGAAGAGGAAGGAAAGGCUUCUCGCUUUGAAACGCAAGAGAAACGGCGAAGAGGAAACAGAAAACGGAGAGAAGGAAUCGAACAUAACCCUGCCCAAGCCCGUAUUCAGGAGCUACAAGCCAUCAGAUGAGGAGCUGAACGGAAACGUUUUGCCGCAAGCAGAACCUGCUGAUUUCACAGAAGAGAUUAAGGAGCAACUGGAUGCGGCCAAGGAGAAAGUGGUGAUAGACGAAUUGGAUAUAACGAAUUUGGCGCCGAGGAAACCGGAUUGGGAUCUCAAGAGGGACGUUGCCAAAAAGUUGGAGAAACUUGAAAGGAGGACGCAGAAAGCGAUCGCGGAACUGAUCAGGGAUAGACUCAAACAGAGACAGGAGGACCUUGCGACAAUGGUCAACGCAGCCACAAAUUUAUAACAUUGUAACAAUAAUAAUAAUAAUCUAUAUAACUCGUAUUUAAUAAAUAAA